Messenger RNA from Lachancea sp. 'fantastica', 474 nucleotides. Lineage: Eukaryota; Fungi; Ascomycota; Saccharomycetes; Saccharomycetales; Saccharomycetaceae. The record is from the annotation of a GenBank genome assembly.
AUGCCAUCCAAGAACUCUAUCAAUAGGCCAAAACAGCAGGUCAACCUUAAUAGGAAAGUGCACUCGUUAGCGAGGAAGAGAGAUGCCAUGGACCGUGCGGGUCUUUUGAAGCCAGCCAGGUCUUCUGGAGAGUCCAAGUCUGGAUUGGCAAGGUCCAUUCCCGUUGACCUGUACAGAGGAGAGAAGCAAUCCGCCGGCCCCAUCACUACCAAAACCUUGUCGAAGAAAAGAGCCAAAAAAAUCGAAAGAAAUAUAAAGUACGCUGAGCAAAGGAAGCUUCUAGUGGACGUUCAAAAGAAGACCGACGAUUCUAUGGAUCUAGACAUGGACAGCAAAAAGCCAGCGUCCGCGCCAAAAAGUCAGCUAGAAAGGGUCAAGGCCGCGCUGUUCAAGGCCAUGGAUGACACGGCAAGUAACGGCUUGGUGUUGGACGCCGGUGCAGGCACUACUCUAGGAGGUCCUUUUUUUCCAUGA